Messenger RNA from Oreochromis aureus, 1794 nucleotides. RefSeq names its product sialidase-3-like. NCBI's taxonomy places the organism in Eukaryota, Metazoa, Chordata, Actinopteri, Cichliformes, Cichlidae. Bases 112 to 1257 code for a protein of 381 amino acids. The transcript has 2 exons. Gene Ontology annotation, biological process: oligosaccharide catabolic process; ganglioside catabolic process. The record is from RefSeq and is a predicted model, not a curated record. Gene Ontology annotation, molecular function: exo-alpha-sialidase activity. Gene Ontology annotation, cellular component: lysosome; membrane; cytoplasm.
GGCCUUCAUUUCCCUGAAUUUUAAGGACGUGGCCCAAUAUAUCCCACAAUUCAUAGCGCGGCAGUCGGUGUGGAUAAUUUUGCCGCAGAGACCCUGAAUUGGGAUACAGCCAUGGACUCAACAAAAGCUCAGCUACAGAAACAACCUGUCUUUGAAUCUAAAGAAGCUGCAAGAUGUGUUUACAGGAUCCCUGCUCUUCUGUAUGAGAGAGAAAGUAAAACUUUACUUGCCUUUGCAGAGCAGAGGAAGACUGCAGAUGAUGCCAGUGGAGAAAAGCUGGUUAUGAAAACAGGAAAGAUCAAGGAGGGAUCCUCUGAGAAGACGGUUGAGUGGUCAGAGCUCAAAGAGGUGGAAAAGGCACUUAUUAAAGGACACCGUCCAAUGAACCCCUGCCCGGUGUAUGACAAGAUCAACAGGAAACUUUUCCUGUUUUUCAUCUGUGUUGAAGACGGUAUCACUGAGAGGUACCAGAUAAACAGCAAUGACAACAGGACCCGUCUCUGCUACAUCACAAGUGAUGAUCUUGGAGAAACCUGGAACAAUGUGAUCAAUUUGAUGGACGAACUGAGUGAAAUAAAAAACUGGGCCACAUUUGCUGUUGGGCCAGGCCAUGGGAUUCAAACAGAGAGUGGUAAACUGAUUAUCCCAGUUUAUGCUUAUUGCAGAAGUACUGGCCACUUGCGCUGUUGUAAAUCAUAUGCACUCUCACUGUAUUAUGAUCCUGAUAAAAGUUGGAAAUUUGGUCAAACGUUGCAAUCAGAAUCAGGCGAAUGUCAAAUGGCAGAGGUUUUUGAAGACAACGGCUCUAGUUUCAUUUAUUGCAAUGCUCGCAGCUUCCACUCCUCUCGAGUGGAAGCUGUCAGUGAGAAUAAAGGUUUUACCUUCACCAAAUCCAGUUGCACUAAGCUUACAGAAACAAAGCGCUAUUCAGGCUGUCACGGAAGUGUGGUCUCCUUUCCAGCUCAAGAACAAAGUGGAACUGCACAAAGUGAUCCAAACCGAAACAAGUGGCUGCUGUUCACACACCCAACCAGUAAGUCAGACAGGAUUGAUCUCGGUGUGUAUGUGAACAAAUACCCACGUGAUCCAAAGGCAUGGAGCCACCCCUGCAUCAUUAAUGAUGGAUGCAGUGGUUACUCAGACCUGGCUUACAUUGACGAUGGCUGGUUUGCAUGUCUGUUUGAGUGUGGGCAGCACAAAAUACAUGAGCAGAUAGCCUCUGUUGUAUUUAGCUAUGAGGACAUCACCAAGAAAUAAACUGAAGAAUAGAAAAUAAAUAAAAGGAAUGAUCUGUAUUCAGGUGUGUAGAUGAAUAGAUUCAUAUGUAUAUGUGCACGACUUCAAGUAGUAAGUGUUGCUUUGUAUGUAAAAAUCUUUAAUUGCUUGUUGCAUGAGAAAUGAAUAAGAAAAUUGAGAAGCUUGUAGGAUUACCACUUUUAAAAAAAUACCUUAAUAAAUUGAAGGAAACAGAAAGCAAUUUCUCCUGUUAAACAUGGAUGCUGUUGUGGAAGUUUUCCGUUAAAUAAAGCCUGCAGACGAGCGGUGAGCGGUAGCUAACAUUCUUUAAUCAAAACACACAAAGAACAGACAACCAAGCUUGGUGGAGAGCCUAGAUGACCGCGGGGCAGAUGGUCAGCAGAGUCUCCCUGAACCUAACAUGGCUCUCGGUUAAAUACCUUCUCCCGGAACAAAAGGCAGCACACAGCUGUUUCACACCUUAAGGUUCACACUCCCUUGCUACCUCCCAGAGUCCUCAAAGAGACAAAAGAUUCUUCCUGUGGAGUUGUCUGCUUC